Molecule: messenger RNA, 980 nt
Organism: Ochlerotatus camptorhynchus
Lineage: Eukaryota; Metazoa; Arthropoda; Insecta; Diptera; Culicidae
Product: 27 kDa glycoprotein-like
Exons: 5
Coding region: 34-837 (267 amino acids)
Source: RefSeq, a predicted model, not a curated record
CUAGCAUCAGAAGCAGUAAGUUCACAGUCAGCGAUGAAAAUUUUCACUAUUGUAUCCCUGCUCCUCGCGGGCCUUAUUGCCACUUGCACCGCAAGGAACAUUGACGUUGACAUCAAUCGGGAUCGAGGAUCAUCAUGGUCGGAAGAGACUUCAGAAUCCAUGGCAUUUAUGCAGCAAAUUGAGGCUGCCUGUUACGAGAAAACUGGUUCCAGCCAGGCCUUUGAAACCAUGAUCGAUUCCUUCGGUACAAUUCCGAUUUGCUUUCUUAUGAAAUUGGAUGUGAUCCACUUACUGGAUGACUUGGAUCGUCUGAACGCUUCUACACGGCAUGAUUUUUUCCCCAGGUACUGUCCACAGAUGAGAAAUGCACUUUCAUGUCUUCAAUCGCCUAUGGAACAAAUGAGCAAUUGUUUGAACGGUGACAUAAUUCAUCUUAGAUCGCUCAAUGCGACGUUGGAGGUUCUGGACUUAGUUUGCGAACAUGACGGAGAUAUUCUGUUCCGAGAUGAGGCCAACUACCAAGUUUGUAUGCAAAACAUGACCAACUACAUUCAAGAAUGUGCCGUCUUGAUCUCAUUAUCGACGAAAAAGAUGGCAGUUUCCAAGUACGGCGAGGCUCAGUGCGGAGAGCUGGCCAAGGCACAGGACUGCAUGGAGAGAAAAUUAAACGAAUGCAACGGUUCCAGGUUGAUUGACGUGCAUGACGUGUACUGGCGUGCAAUGUUGAAGAAUAGUCCUUGCAAAAAUUUGAUAGCCGAAACAUUAGAGGUAGAAGCAGAAGAUGAUCGGACACAAAACGAAACUGUUCGAGUGGUUUUGUAUGCUUCCGAUGGAUAAAAAUACACACGGGAAAAGCAUCCAGACCUUAGCGAUGAGUUGUAACUUAAAAUACGGAAAUGCUUUUAAAUCGAACAAUUAACCAUUAAUGCAAUAAAGUUAUAUAUUGAAUAAACAACUUGUUUAAAUAAGUAAUGCAUACG